AAAAAAAAAUGUAUAACAUUUUAGAACAAUAAUAUUUUCUUCAACAAAAAAAAAAGAAAACAUCUAAACAGAUGAUUUUAAUAGAAAAUUGUUGUUGUGUCAACAAUAGAAAAUAAAAAAAAAUUUGUUGAAUAUUUUAAUCAAUGUGGCAACUUUGUACUCCUCCUGCUCACAUGCUCUCGCCUGUGUAUUUUUAUGGGAGUGUUUGGCUCAUAGACCCCCAAAUCUAGCUACGAAAAACUUCAUCUAAAAAAAAUGGUUUUGCUCAUGUCAGCCGCAAAAUAUUAAUAAUUACCCAACUCGGCAACUCUGUAAAAAGUACUAAUAAAUACAGCGCCGCAAUAAAAACAUUAAAAGUGAACCCAAAAACAAAGUGAAACGAAACAAGAAUGCACCUGAAAAAGAAACGUUACAUGAAUGAGGAAAGAGACGACCCUACUACAGAUGCUACAAGCAUUAGUUAUGGAUCCAACAUGGCCGAUAAUACACGGGAAGUACGAAUAGAGGAGCAAUUAAAAGUUAAAAUUGGAGAAGCUAAAAAUCUUAGCAGUCGCAAUGCGGCCAAUACAAGUUGCAGCACACAAGGUACCCGCGACGUUUAUUGUACGAUCGCGCUGGAUCAGGAAGAGAUUUGUCGAACACCCACCAUAGAACGUACGCUGUCGCCAUUUUUUGGCGAAGAGUAUCAAUUUAAAAUACCACGACGAUUUCGCUACUUGUCCGUGUAUGUUUGGGAUCGUGAUCGACACAUGAAACAGGAUAAACCGAUCGGCAAGAUAGCGAUAAAACGAGAAGAGUUGCACAUGUACAAUCAUAAAGAUCACUGGUUUUCGUUAAGACCGGUUGAUUCGGACUCUGAAGUACAAGGAAUGGCACAUAUUGAAGUACAAUUUGAAGAAACGUCAUCUCAAAUACACGAACAGCGAAUUAAUCUCCUGCGGCCGGGCGACUACGAACGUAACAACAGCGAAAUGAUAGAGGAGCUGGUACAGCACCAGGCAUUACAGAAUGAUUAUAAGGAGAACAGUGAACUGAGCAAUAUACAACGAAGUAAUGCCCAAAAGGGCGGUAUUAGAGCCACCAGCGUGGGAAGUACUAGUAGUGGUGGAAUAUUCGGUAACAAUCAACAUCAGAACAUCACCGAACAGGGUACGAAUUGGAAGAAUGCGUCGUUGUCGACUGCUAGCGGAAAACACUCACGUGUCACAAUACGUGUACCUGAAUGUACCGAUCUGGCGAAGAAGAAUGGAACCUGUGAUCCGUAUGUAGUGUGUACUGCAUUGUAUUCCAACAAGCGUCUGAUCUCUAAACGCACAAAGUUGCGGAAGAAAACUGUAAAUCCGGAAUAUGAGGAGCUGAUGAGUUUUGAUCUCUGCAUUGAUGCCGAGACAGCAGCGUCCUCAAAGUCCUCACAAAGUCAGUACGAUUCUAGCAGCGGAGGUGGUACAAUAAAUUCGAAUAAGGCAUAUACAAUUUAUCCCAUUGGAGGGGCAGAUCUCUGUGAGAUAACGGUAACUUUGUGGCACGAUGCAUCGGGCAUGUCGGACAAAGUAUUCCUGGGGGAAGUAAAAUUACCCAUGCGCAACAAACAGCAACAAUCUGCUGUCCAACCGUCCGCCUGGUAUUAUCUGCAACCCAGAUCGUUGAGUGCAACGACUCGAGCUGUAAGUACGAACACGCGUUCAUGUGCCACGCCGCCAGGAACGCGGCUGAGUGGAGACAGUACUAUUGGUUCGUUGCGUCUAAAAAUCCUGUACACCGCCGACCAUGUAUUCCCGCUUGCCACAUAUGAUGAUCUUAUGAAUCUGCUGCUGGAGUCGGUGGACCAACGACCAAUCACUCUGUCAUCUGUUUUUAUACUUGGCGAAUUAGUGUCCUGCAAGACAGAUGUUUCUCAACCACUGGUUCGACUUUUCACACACACCGGCCGUAUUGCUCCCAUUAUCAAAGCUUUGGCCGACCACGAGAUCUCAAAUUUGACCGAUCCCACAACAAUAUUUCGUGGCAACACUUUGGUGUCAAAAAUGAUGGACGAGGCGAUGCGUCUGUCGGGCCUUCACUAUUUACAUCAAACCCUUCGGCCCGUAUUGGCGCAAAUACUUGCCGAGAAAAAACCCUGUGAAAUUGAUCCGUCCAAAGUAAAAGAUCGCUCAGCUGUUGACACGAAUCUACAUCAUCUCCAAGACUAUGUUGAGCGGGUAUUUGAGGCUAUAACAAAGAGUGCGGUGCGUUGUCCAAAGGUGUUGUGCCAAAUAUUUCACGACUUGCGUGAAUGUGCCGGCCGUCAUUUUCCUCACAACCGAGAAGUACGUUAUUCUGUAGUGUCGGGCUUUAUAUUUUUGCGUUUUUUUGCACCUGCCAUUUUAGGACCGAAACUAUUCGAUUUAACCACUGAACCAUUGGACUGCCAAACAAACCGGACAUUGACAUUGAUUUCAAAAACCAUACAAUCUUUGGGUAAUUUAGUUAGUUCGCGUUCUUCGCAGCAACCCUGUAAAGAAGAGUACACCGGUCAGUUGUAUAAGAAAUUCUGCACAGAAAAGCAUGUUGAGGCCGUGAAAACCUUCCUUGAAAGUAUUUCAACGCCCAGUGCCGACGAAGUUAGCACAGCGCAUGAAACAAGUAGUUUAUUUCCGGUUGGAGAAAAUAAUUUUGAGCCAGUAUUACUUAAGGAAGGCAUGAUGACAAAGUAUCCUCAAUGUCGGAAACGCUUUGGACGGCGUCCUUUCAAGCAACGCUAUUUUCGUUUAACCACCCAAUCUUUAAGUUAUGCCAAAUCAAAAGGCAAACACCCCAUCUGUGAUAUACCGCUGGCUGAAAUCGAACGCGUUGAACAAUUAAAUGAAAAAAGUUUUAAAAUGCAAAAUUGUUUUAAGAUUGUACGAAAAGAACGUUCCCUUAUUGUACAAACAACCAACUGUGUGGAAGAACGUGAAUGGAUUGAUCUCUUGCACAAAAUUUGUUUAACAAAUUCGAUACGAUCGCAAUACUUUCAUCCAUCAGCCUUUGUGAAUGGCGUAUACAGCUGCUGUGAUCGUUCAGAUGAAAAUGCACCCGGUUGUAAGAAUGUCUCGCCUGAAGCAAUGGACUACUUUCAAAUGGAUUUAAUAACAGCAUUGGAUCCGGCAUUAGAUUUACAACGAAUACACACAUUAAUUAUGUCGCAUAUGACACAGCUGGAAGCAUUUAUCGAUCAAUCAAUCCCUUUCCAUCAGAUACAGCAACAGCACAAUCCAUUGGUGGCGACGGCUAUGGCCUUUCAGCAACAAUCAGCACAUGCUUAUGGCAAAUUUAAAACAACAAUAAUGCAAUUGCGUGAAGUGGCAUACGUGAUUGAUAAGGACCAUCGAAAUUAUAAGCAGGGAAUUGCACGUGAGUUGAAAUAUGGCAGUCGGCAGGCACCGAUAGGCGAUGAUAACUAUUUACAUAUGAUGCGUGCAGCAGGACACAUGAAUUUACAACAACAGCAGCAACAUCAGCAAAUGCAACAACAACAACAACAGCAACAAGUAUUGCCGCAAAUGCAACUAGUAAUGGCAUAUCCAUAUCAUCAGCAACAACAACAACAGCAGCAGCAGCAACUUCAGCAACACGGAAAUAUGAAUGCAUAUUUUAUGCAUAAUUUACAAUCCGCACAGCAGCAACAACAGCAAAGGCAGCAGCACCAACAACCCUUUUACCAACAGCAAUCGACGCAGCAGCAACUUAACAACAAUCAACACAAUUUAAUGCGUGCCGCUGCCAUGGUGCAUCAUCACCAUCCACACACAACUGCAACGCCAUCCUCUAGUAAUUCUUCCACAACAUCAAGCGUAGCACCCACACUCACGCCCACAUCUAGCAUUUACCUACGAGACAGCCUCUCAGUCGAACGCUAUGCAAAUAAAUGCUAAAAACUUACACACCACUAAUGUACUAAAUUAUUAUUGGCCUACUUUAAUGCCUUCAUUCAUCUACAUGGUACUUAUCAUCAUAAUCAUAAUCACCUUAAUAUUUUUAAACGAUAUGAUCAAACCCACCAACCAACCAACCAUCAUACACCAUCUUGCAUCUGUAACAUAAAUUACCACUCCACAUGCCAUACGCAUCAUUAAGGUAACAAAUCCAUACAUGAAUGGAUCUUUAAGCAGUACUGAGAUAUCAAACAAAACACUUUUUGACUAUUUCAUAUUUACGGCCUCAUUUUCCAAGUUCCGGAAACAAGAGAUAGUUUCUUUUACAUGGAAAACAAAUUAGUUUUCAUAUAAAUUAUAUUAAGAGUACUCAUUUAAACGUUUAAGUUUCCCAUUUGUGCAAGUUUGCGCGACGUGUUUCAUAAACCCACCUUUUGAAUUUUGUGCAAGUUUAUACAGAAAAUUUAUAUUUCAUAAAAACUAAUUCAACAAAAGCUAUAACCACAAUUUUUUUUUUUUUCAAAUUGUAUAAAUUUUAAUUCAAAAAUUGUUGAAUGAAAGUAAAAUCUUUGGAACAAACGAUGGUAUACAUAUUUUGGAAGAUUUUGUUUAUAUUCUAGCCGUUGGUUAAUGUUUUCAUACACAAUGCCAUUCAAUCCAAUCAUUCUGUUCCAAAGUUACACAUUAAUAUUUUAUUUGAUUUUUAUUUCUUAUAAAUAAAAGUAAAGAAAAGCAACUGAUUCAUCAAAUGCACAAUAAAUGCAAGUUUGCGAGUCUAAAUUGUCGCGCAAACUUAUCGGAGUUGUGCAAACGAAUUUCCAUGAAUUUGACAGAUCAUUUGCGAUAGUGUAAAAAUGCACAGUUAACGAAGCAUUUAAGCGUUUACAUGAGGACCCUUAUUGUUUUUAAAAGGCAAAGCAAUUUGUACUGAAAACUAAAACAAAUUUUUGAUAUUUUAUUUUUUUUUUCCAUAUAAAACUAUCAGUGGCACCGGUAUUCACAAAAUAAGGUCAUUAAGUCAAAAAUAAAAAAAACUGUAUGUUAAAAGUAUCCAACUUUUUGUGUGUAAAUUCACAUUUUGAAUACGGUUGUAUAUGUUUAGCAUUUGACAAAGGCAUUUAUGAAAUACUUGUAUUAUGUUUACACAAUCAUUUGUUACAAAUCGUAACCACUAAAACAUCGAUAUUUCUCUUUCCACUAAAUUUAUUUCAAUAUUAUUAUAUUAUUGACGUUAUUUGCUCUUAUAAAAGUCAUCUAAUAUAAAAUAAGAAAUAAUUUAAAUAGUGGCUGCGUUUUAUUAUUCAAUGUGAACAUACCUUAGACGUGCACAUUCGUCAAACAUUGACUUUCCAAUUGUUUACUAAUUUUGCAUUUACACUUGUGCUCAUGAAGACAGUAUUAUGUACUCUGCAUCUGGUCAGUAUCUCUUCCCAUAAAAAACAAUUACAUUUGAAUAUAAUUUAUCGAAAAUCUCCAAAAAUCACCACUGCGCAAAACACAAGCUUUCCAUUUAUUGCACAAAAGCAAAAGUGAGUGUAGUUCAUGUUACCAGACAAGAGAAUUUAUUUUAACUAAAAAAAAAUUAAAUUAAAAAAAAUUCUAAAAGCUAAAAAGUUCAAAUUAUGUAUAGAAAAUUUUUGAUUUAUAUUAUAAUAUAAUAUUUAGUAUGUUUUUUUUAGAAUAUGUAUGUUUAAAAUCGUAUGUAAACUAGUAUCUGUGUUAAUUACAUUAUUAACAUAUGCACAAACACACUAACACAUAUGCAUGCAUGCAUGCAUGCAUACAUACAUACAUAUAUGUAAACGUACGGAUGUAUAUAGAAUUAUAAAUAAGUAUAUGCACACGAGUCCAACACUCGUUGAAAGAUGAAUUAAAUAUCCUUUUUUAAAAGUCUGUGCAUGAAUGAACAAGAAGUAAUCAGUAUACUUAAAUAUGUAACUAAGUAAUAUUUAGAGUUGUAUAUGAUUUGUAUUUAAUACGUUUAACAAUACUUUUAUUUGUAUAACUAUCACUUUAACAUUAUUAUUAUUAUUACUAUUAUAAUUGUAACUUUAUACAUAUAAUAUAAUUAUUAUUUUUAGGCAUUAAUUGUAAAUUAAUAUUUUUAUAAUAUCUUAAAUACGAUACGAUACAUACAUACAUUUUAAGAAUAUGAACUAUUUAUUUUAUAUACCAUGAACUAUUUAAUAUGUAAUAAUUAAUAAUUAUAUUAAUAAUAAACACACAACAAAACGAUACAUAUGUAUAUUAUAUGUAUAAAAUAUAUUUAAUACAUACAUACUUAGUAAUACAUAUAAUAAAUUAAAUUAUGAACAAUCUUUUUUAUGUUAAAAAAUACAAGUUCAAAAUAAUAAAAAAAAACUAAUAAUUUUAAUAAA
Calliphora vicina (urban bluebottle blowfly) is the source of this 6271-nucleotide messenger RNA. RefSeq names its product Ras GTPase activating protein 1 (gene RasGAP1). Gene Ontology annotation, biological process: intracellular signal transduction; regulation of GTPase activity. The record is from RefSeq and is a predicted model, not a curated record. Bases 390 to 3893 code for a protein of 1167 amino acids. NCBI's taxonomy places the organism in Eukaryota, Metazoa, Arthropoda, Insecta, Diptera, Calliphoridae. The transcript has 5 exons.